CUAGGCCCCCAAUCACGUGAUCCGCGCCCAACUCCGGGCGGAAGAGGCAGGCGAAAACGCUGCAUGAAGCGAGUGGGCGGGCGCUCGUGCCCGGUUGAAAGAUGGCUGCCGCCGCUAGGCAGCCACCGCCUGGGAAGUUACUCUGAGGCCCGCAGCUCCCGCCGGCUCCCGCGGACCGCUGCCGCCUCCUUACCAUGAAGCCAGUGAGUCGUCGCACGCUGGACUGGAUUUAUUCAGUGUUGCUGCUUGCCAUCGUUUUAAUCUCCUGGGGCUACGUCAUCUAUGCAUCAACGGUGGCUGCAAGACGACAGCUAAGGAAGAAAUACCCAGACAGAAUUUUUGGGACGAAUGAAAAUUUGUAACUCCUCUGGAUUUAAUUCUCUGCAAAUAACAUUUCUUUCCCUCAUGCUUAUGUAGAUUUAAAAAUAAAAUUCAUAAUGCAAAGUUCCCAA
This is a messenger RNA of Cebus imitator (Panamanian white-faced capuchin), 452 nucleotides long. RefSeq names its product small integral membrane protein 27 (gene TZMP1). Lineage: Eukaryota; Metazoa; Chordata; Mammalia; Primates; Cebidae. The record is from RefSeq and is a predicted model, not a curated record. The transcript has 2 exons. Bases 195 to 362 code for a protein of 55 amino acids.